AUGCAUCGGAGUACCCGAAUAAGAAUGCCGUUUCCAUCUCCACCAGUGUACGAUACUUAUCUUGCAUCAUCACACGAACAAGAAACUGUUGAAAUAGAUAGUGAUAAUAACUAUAUCAAAUAUUUUCAAACAAAUUCCAAAACUCGUUCAUGUUUAAAAAAAACUGCUAAAUUUUUAUUUUCUCAUCUUGGUUUAGUUGGUCUAGUCGUCGUUUAUUCUGUUGCUGGUGGAUUUCUAUUUGAAUUAUUAGAACAACAUGAAGAAAUGAAAAACUGUCAGCAAGCUCAAGGCGAUCAACAAACAUCUAUAAAUCAAUUAAAACAAACUCUUGUUUCCUAUAUACAAUUCAAUACAACAUCAAGUGGAGCUGACUCAACGAAAGAUAAUAUGACAACAGCCUAUCAAAAAAUUGGCUCAAUGUUAAUUGAUUUUCGAACGAAUGUACUGAAUAUAACAUCAACGUUUAAAUAUGAGGGUCAGGAUUGUAGCGAAGUGAAUAAAUGGACAUUUCCUGGUGCACUACUGUUUUCUAUAACAGUAAUAACUACAAUUGGAUUCGGAAAUAUAACGCCGGUAACAUGGGAAGGCCAAAUUUGCUGUCUUUGUUAUGCAACAAUAGGAAUUCCAAUAUUUUUAUUAUGUGUAGCUAAUAUAAGCGGUGUACUUGGUGAAAUGUUUCGUUUCCUCUAUAGUAAAAUAAUUUGCCGGCCAUGCUAUACAAUCAAACGUAAACGUCAUCGCAUAAAAAUGAAAAAGCAGCAAGAAUUACAUAUGGCAGCUGGUUGGACAAUGGACGAUGAUUAUGAUAUGGAUACGCGUGGCAAUGGUAAUAAAAUUCAACACCAAUAUGAUGAUACUGAUGAUGAUACAAUUAGUGGUAAAGAUCGUGUAACAGUACCAUUAACUAUUACAAUGUUCAUUAUUGCCGGUUAUAUAUGGGCGGGAUCUGUGUUGUUUCAUGAGUUCGAAGAAUGGACAAUGAUUCAAUCUGGCUAUUUUUGUUUCAUAACACUCGCAACAAUUGGUUUUGGUGAUUUUGUACCUGGACAGCGUAAAGAUGAUCCAAAUUCUGGUGCAAAAUUGAUGCUUGGUGCAAUUUAUGUACUCUUUGGUAUGGCCAUAUUGGCAAUGUGUUUUGAUUUAAUGCAAGAGGAAAUUGUGGCUAAAUUUCGUUGGAUUGGGGAAAAAAUCGGCAUUAUAGAAGAUGAUGAUGGUCCCGAUAAGCGAUUACGACAACAAGUUGCUAUGCAAGAUGAAAAAAAUGAGACAACACACGAUAUAUAUGAUGACAAUAAUGGUACAACACAGCAGAAUAAAAUUUCGAACACUCUACGAACACCAUCACCACGAAUUAAUCAAGUUUAUCCGGCACCACAAAAUUAUACUGAAUCAGAUACAUUACACUUACGUUUAAUAAAACAUGAUAAUCUCAUUCUGUAA
Molecule: messenger RNA, 1440 nt
Organism: Didymodactylos carnosus
Lineage: Eukaryota; Metazoa; Rotifera; Eurotatoria; Philodinida; Philodinidae
Source: the annotation of a GenBank genome assembly